This is a messenger RNA of Trichomonas vaginalis G3, 534 nucleotides long. Its product is annotated as pectin lyase-like family. The record is from RefSeq and is a predicted model, not a curated record. NCBI's taxonomy places the organism in Eukaryota, Parabasalia, Trichomonadida, Trichomonadidae. The transcript has a single exon. The coding region runs from base 1 to 534 and encodes 177 amino acids.
AUGUUCGAGAAGCAAAAGACCAUUGGCGAAGGCUGCGACUACGCAACACUCGAAGAAGCCUUCGAAAAGGCUCCUGCAGGCACCCAUUUGCUUAUCAAGCCAGGAGAAUACCACUUUGAUCAUGAACUCGUCUUCAACAAAUCCUUUGCCCUCCAAACAGACGAUGAUGAAAAGCUUGCAACUCUUAUUGCCCCAUCAAUCAAGUUCAACAUGGAACCAUCCUGCUUUGCCGUCUUUUCCAGAGUCAAUUUCGAUGGAUAUUGUCAAUUCCUCAACGGAUGCACAGCAUCCUUCGAAGUUUGCGACUUCACAUCCAAGAAGACAGAUGAAAACGCUAUUAUCACUGUCAAUAAUUCAGCUCCAACAUUCAGAUUCUGCAAAUUCCAUGAUUUCCCUAAGUAUGGUAUAGAUUAUGUUGAGGGAAGAGGUGGCAUCUGCACAGACUGCGAAUUCGUCAACAUUGGUUGCGAGGGAGAUCCUAUUAAGAUUACUCUACCAUCAAGACCAUUCCAUGAACACAAUAAGAAGUUAUAA